Dermacentor silvarum is the source of this 10487-nucleotide messenger RNA. RefSeq names its product serine/arginine repetitive matrix protein 1. Gene Ontology annotation, molecular function: chromatin binding. The transcript has 9 exons. The record is from RefSeq and is a predicted model, not a curated record. Lineage: Eukaryota; Metazoa; Arthropoda; Arachnida; Ixodida; Ixodidae. Bases 405 to 4016 code for a protein of 1203 amino acids.
CCCCCCCCCCCCCCCCCCCCCCCCACUUUCCUUACUUUCGCCGCAGUAAAUGUCGUCAAGGCACGUGCGUGUUUAGUGUGUGUGUGUUGUGUGUCCUUUGAACGUGUGCUCGAUUGUCUAUAGUGUGUGACCCACGUGUGUGGGGUGUUUGUGUGUUGACUGUCGGGUGCUGGGUUUUGUCGUUUGUCGCAGGCCGUCCCCCGGGGUUCUCUUUUCCUUGCGUGUGUCUCUCUCUUUGGUGGUGGGAGUAGUUGGUGUGGCCCUCGGCAACCCGGCGUCGUCGUCCCGGCGGUGAUGGCCCCGUUCUCGGCGCGCGCGCCGGAGAACCAGCGCUCGCGGGUCUGCGGCGCGGCUGUGUCGUCGACGACGAGCAUUGUCGAAGCCGCCGAGCGUCGUCGGGCGUGAUGAGCGAACGCCACCACCACAGCCGCCAGCAGCAGCCGCACCGCCGGUGCUCCUCGUCCCAGCCCUCGGAGGCGCCGGACGCCGGCCGCAGGCUGAAGCAGCGGCCCAAGAAGGAGACCGCGGCGGCGGCGCCGUCGCCCGCGAGGGCUGCGACCUCCUCGCGGACUGCGCCCUCGCGACGGCCCAGCGAGGCGGCGAAGGCGGCCGCCGGGGCCCCGCCCGCGCGUAGGAACUCCAAGUCCAAGGCACAACAGCCACCGCCCAAGCCCCAGCCAAAGUCGCAGCAGCGGAAGCCGGAGCCGCCGGCGCGGCAGAACGGGGAGCGCAUCGGCCGCAAGCGCAGAGCGGGCGCCGGGCGUACACAGGCCAUCCUGGGCCUGUGCGACUCGUUCUCGUCGCAGUGCGACCUGCGAGGAAGCCGCUCUGCCUCUGCGGCAGUUCCUCCGGGGGCCGGUGCCCGGGCUGUGGAGUCGGUCCCAAGCCCUGGCCCCAACCUGCGACCCAAGUUUCCCGCCUUCCUGGCAUCCAUGGCAGCGGUUGAGGAUUGGCCCACGGCUCGCGUCCAGCGUGUCGCCAGCCUCAAUGCUAUGGCCAAGGUGCACAUCUUGUAUGAAAACGAGAGCCGCCCGGCCAUCGUCGAAGCAGACGACACGCAGGAGGACUGCAAGGCCCUGGUGCCGCUGAGGACGGACCACCUGCCAUCACCAUCUCCGCCACCGCAGUCCCCUCCACCUCCAUCUCCUCCUGCACCGACCACGGGGACCAAACGGAGGAAGAAGCCCACUGCAGUUGUUGCCCGUAAGGUGAUCAAGCGGAAGCGGGAUGUCCUCGACGCCGACGUGGAAAUCAUUGACACACGGCAGUGCCGUCGUAUGGCCAGCCUCAAUGCCCAAGCCAUCAUGGCUGCCAGCUACAGUCGGGAGCGCAGUAGCCGCAAGUUUGACAAGGAAUCUCCAUCAUCAUCCUCUUCCUCAUCGUCAUCGUCAUCUUCGUCAGCAGCUUCGUGCGAACUUAAGGUCGUACACCACCACCAUCAGCAGGAGAUUGUUGUCUGCUCAGUGCAGACGAAAACCGUCCACAAGACGGUGCAGGAGAAGGCCGAAGUGCCAGUGUUGCCCAUCGUGCCCAAGGGGCCGCACGGGGAGGUAGUGAGGCGGCCGCGCAAGAACGACGCCAAGGGGUCGUCGUCUGCCGACGCGACGGCGUCGUCCUCAUCGGUGGCGGUGAGCGAGUACCGCGAAGUGGUGCGCAUCAACACCACCAAGGAGAUGGCAGUGAAGGACGAGCGGCGCGAGAAGGAAGGCGUCACACACCUCUACCACUACCACACCAAGGCCACCUGCCUGCAGAUGCAGACGACGUACAGCGGACCUCCGAGCCCCGUGCCGUCACACCCCGCAGUGCUGGGCCCUCAGGCACCGGGGUAUGACCGGGGUUUGCACUCGGAGUGUGCAUGGUAUUAUGGUCCACCGUCGUACCCUCCCGCCCUGACGGGUCCGCCGCCUCCCAUGGCAGCGGCGGCAGCAGCGGCGCUCAUGCCCCCGCCAACGGCCAGUGCUAGCUCGGCAACUGCUCCUCCUGCCUACGGUGUGAACCAUGUCAUGCCCAUGAGCGGGGCGCCAGUGCACCGGCACUACGGCAGCGCCUUCACCGUGCCCCACUAUGGACAUGCGGUGCCAUACCCACAGGCAGAGUACAUGCCCAGCUACUACCAACCUGCGGGGCCAAUGAUCCAGCCGCCGCCGCACGACCAAUGCCUCAUUCACAAGCCCGUGCCGUACCACCCACAGCAUCGGGCCGCCCCAGUUCCCCCGCCUCCGCCCCCCAGCGGGUUCCCCUCUCCUCACUGCCCUUCCCCCCUCUGCCCCCCACCUCCUCCGCCGCACUGUUACUCGGAACACAUGCCUUGCAGUCCCCCUCCACAGCCCCAGGGCAGCGGAGCCCCAGGCCCCACUCCUCCCCAGGGCUACCCGCCCUAUCGGCCCGGCCCCUACCAUGCCCAACCACCUUUCCAGCCGCAGCCUGCCUCUAGCUCGUCCAGCGCUCCGCCCCCAGUUUCGUCAUCGGGCGUGGCUCCGCCUCCGGCUCCACCGCCCCAGUCAACCACCGACUCUUAUCAGAUGUCGACGACGGCGUCUGCAGCGACUGUUCCCAAGUCGGAGCCCGUGACACCGCCGGAAACCAAGUCACCGUCGCAGGGCAACGACUUUUCGGACGCUUCCAAAGCGGCAGGAAAGGACGGCGGGGCCAAUGGCGAGUCGCGGACAACCCCCUUCCAGCCGGAAGCACAGCUGUCCGUGGCCGAGCCUCUAGUCCUGACAAAGAAUGCGCCCAAGCCACCACCGGUGAAGCCAAUGGCAACGACGCUGCAAUCGGAGACGAACAUCACGGCUAUAGAACCGGUCGCGGCCACAAAGAAAAGACCAAGGAGUGUGGAGAAGCAGAUCAAGGCUGGCACAGUGGCAGCGCAACAGAGAUUGGGCCGAGCUUCGUCGGCAGAAGAACGAAUGACCGACAAAAAGUCCUCUUCGGCAAAGACUGUGAAACGGAGCUUCCUGAAGACCAGCGAGACAGAUAAGGUGUGCCUGCCGGCUGCUAAAAACGGCCUCAAGAAGUCUCUUCCAAACCAUGUGGCAGCCGUUGGAGUCGCGGAGAAAAAGAGGCUGAGGCUAUCUGUCGGACCAGAGGAGACCUCUCCAACAGAGCUGUCGUCCGGAACAGCGGAAAACGUUUCUUCUUCCGCAUCCGCGGUGUCGACGCCUGUGGCUAGCAAGAAAAGUGCCGUCGUGACGAACACUGCCAACGACAGUGAAGGUGGUGUGAGCGAACAUGCUGCGAGCCUGCCCCCGGGCAAGCCGCGGAAGGAGAACGGCUCGGCCGGCACCGCGCAGCCGACUGCAAAGAAGGUGCAGUCGUCCUCUGUGACUGGUGCGGCGGGGCCGAAAAACUCUUCCCUGCUGCAGGCCAACAAGACCCCCGUUGUAGUGCUUCCCCCGAGACUGCUGCUGAGCAACAAGCGACUGCCGCGGAGGAAGUUUGCUCACGGGUGGUCUUGGGAUGGCGAGCCCAUCCAGAGGGUCGUCGUCAUGAACAACGAGGAUACCCCACGCUUCCGGCUGUGCUUCCCAGCGAUGCGGCAUGUGGAGGGUGAUGUAAUUCGGGUACGGGACUGCGUGCUGCUCCGGUCGGGACCGCGCAAGAUCGACCUGCCAUUUGUGGCCAAAGUGGCGGCGCUGUGGGAGAAUGCGGACGACGGCGAGAUGAUGAUGAGUCUUCUGUGGUACUAUCGUCCCGAGCACACGGACCAGGGCCGCAAGUCUCACCACAUGGAGGACGAGAUCUUUGCCUCCAAGCACCGCGACGCCAACAGUGUCGCGUGCAUCGAGGACAAGUGCUACGUGCUGACCUUUGCCGAGUACUGCAGGUAUCGAGCUCGAGCAAAGUUGCUCGAAGAAGGGAUCCGGCCACCGAUGGCAGUAGUGCCCGACCAAGAAGGCGGCUACGCUCGACGUGACAGGCUGCCUCCAGGUCGAAUGGACCCGCAGAUGGUGUUCUUCUGCCGGCGCGUGUACGACUUCCGUCAGAAGCGCAUCCUCAAGAACCCUUCCUGAAGAUGUCGUGCCCCGAGGCCCCCCCUUUCUCUCCUUCGAGGACAGCAUAGGCAAUGGAUGACGCAUUCCGACACAGCGGUGUGACCCACGGCAGUUCCCGUGUUCCACCUCCAUCGUUUUUUUUUUUUUUUUCUAGUUUUCUGUUGUUCUCUCUGUUCAUCUGUGGGCAUCAUAUUGAUGGGUUCCUUUUGUUUGUCUGGGCUGGGCUCGGAUGUCAUUUCGCAGUUUCCUGCCCUGAUUGCUGAAGACAGCGUUGCACCCUGGUACUCGAUGCAUGUUAAGAGCGGGGACGCGAAGCGAUGUAGCCGAGCUGCGGUGUGGUGAAAGGCGAUUUGCCUCACCAGUCUCCAAGUUGAAACAUGCUGCAGCUUGCGACUGUCGGUUUUCGAGUGCCGCUUUCAUUGCCGUCAGCAGAGAUCUGGUUUGGUGCUGUGGGGGCACCCUUAUACAGUGCAAUGAGUUGUGGAAGCAAGUUUGCAAGUGCAAGUGCUUGCAGUUCGGGUUAUGAGGUGCGUGCGAUAACCACGCACAGCAAGAGAUUACCGAGAAACUCUACAGUCCAUCUGAACUGAGCCCAAAGUUAACUAAGUUGCUGCUAACUCAUCAUUCGUCACAGCUGUUCAAAACGAAGUGCUGAUUUUAAGAUAUGCUGUUCCUAUGCAGUAGAGUUCUUCUGUUUGCACGUUUAGCAGUUAACCAUCAUUUAUUCCAUCCUUUCUGCAGAACCAGUGAGCUUGCACUACAAGAUUUCUAUAGCACAUUGUACAUCUGGGUAUGAACAAAGCUAAAGCUUUCAGUCUGAAGACAACUGCCAGAAAAAGCAACGUAACCAAAUGAAAGCCUGAUCAAAAGCCCCAUGCACAAUCUAGUUCCUUGUAAUCUGAGGACUUCGUGUUUGCUGCAGUGGGUAGUAGUAAUAUUAGUUCUGUAAUACAGGUACCUGGGCAGUUUGUUUCAUUGUAUAUUUGCAAGUAUGUUUUGCUAAUUGCUGCCGAAUGGCCUCUUCCUUUUGGACCCUUCAUCUGCGAAACGCUACUGGAGGGGCCAGCCGUACUUAAGGAAAUAUUGGAAGCCAAGCAUUGUAAAGCCACUCUGCACACAUGUUGUGGUACGUUUUCAUCAUACACUUGAAAGGCACAAUCAGUUCAGAGCAGUGCCUCGAGCAUAUGUGCAUUUGAACUCUGUGUACGUUAAAUUUGUUAACACUUCCUAUAGGUAUUUGUGCCGACUACAUUGUUUUGUUACUCUCACUAGAUGUGAGAUCCUAUGUUAAAAACAGCUGCACCAGUUUGUGGCUGGUUGCUGACCUUCAGUGACUUCGUUGCAUCCUCAUUGUCACUUGCAAAGUUGCUUGUGUGUUGUUUCUCGUGAAAGUGUCAUUUUUUACUUGAUGCAGUAUUUUUCCUUCUUUCAUGUGUGAACGUGCAAGGAACGUUGUCGGCUGUUGUCGGCUCAGUUGUUUCAAGCCGGAGCAUUGAAAAAGUUUGGCGCAGGAAAAAUGCAACAGAUGUCUUUGCCCCUGAAGAUGAGCGCCAUCGUGCUUCGAGCGCCCGAGUGGAGCACGCAGAGCCAUUUAACAUGCCACCAGUUUUGAAUUCAAUCUUCACCGCAUAUCCCAUCUUCCCGCUCUUGGUUCACGAAAAAAAAAAAAAUGCGGACGAUUGGGGGGCUGAAGUCUGGCGCAAAUGCAACGGCCAGAAGUUGGGAGCACAUCCUGUAAAUCGAACGCGGACCAAUCACGAUCAAACACGGACAAGCAGCAUCUAUCGUCACCCUUCAGGAGCAAUCUACAGUCAUCAUUCCCCACUGUCAACUGCUGUGUUGCAAAGCUGUCCUCCAAAGACAUUUUCAAUCAGCACAAAGUAACUGAGGCGACGUGCGGCACCAUAAGCGUUUGGACAUUGCUGUGUUGUCAAAAAGCACUCGCGUACGCAAGCGGAGGUUGUGCCUCUGCGUGAACUUUGUUCCACUAGCAGUGACCCUGCAGAAACGGCAAGAGCAACAUUGAAUCAAUGUGUUAGCGCCGUCACGAGCCAUUCGAAACGGCACAGGAGCCCCAGGGUUCAGUGGCGCCCUCGUACUAGUUUGACUGAAGUUGUGGGGAGGGAGGGGGUGUGCUUCGUGUCAGGACUUGUGUUAAUAAUUUGUUGUGAAAUAAAUUCUCCUUUCUCUCUACCUUUUUUUUUUUUUUUUUGCUACUGUGAAACCACCGUGUGCAUGUGCGUUAGGUGUUUCUUUAACCUAGGAGCCUCUUUUUCUUUUUUUUCUUUUCCUCUUUUUAUAAUGCUGCUUAGUUGCACUACAGUGCAACAGCACUUUGCCAUCUGCUGCUGCAACACUCCGUAAUGUGAACUGUAGCCACUGAAAUUUCCUCGUCCUUUCAUUCAUUGAAAGGUUCCCGCUUGCCUUAAUUUUUUACUCUACGUUGUACAAAGAACUACCCUACUAAUUUUUUUAUGAUUUCACCUUUGGUUUGUCAGGUUUGCCCGGGAUUGGUGGUCUUACACGCUGUGCCACUAAUUUCAUCUUUUUUCUCCCUGCAUUUAUGCAAAUGAAACAAUGCCUAUCUAUAUAUAAAUACAUAUAUAAAUAUAUAUAUAUAUAUAUGAGAGUAUAUAAAGAUGCACAUAUUGUGUUAGUCAGUCAUGAAAUUGUCAGUUUUGGCAACUUUAGAUUCUUCUUUCACCCCAUUUUGUUUUCGUUUUUUUUUUUUAAUUGCACGCCGACUUUAAUAUAUACACUUGUUUUCUGCAUGCUUCUGCAGCCUGUAGAUUUUUGCCCCUUUUCAUUGUGUGUUGCAUGUACUUUUGAGGAUUCGUCUCUAAAGGUACAGACCCGCAUAUUUAUUUUUAGCAAUCCACCUGCCCACUUUUAAAAAUAUAUAUACAGAUAACAGUUGAACCUCAUUAUAACGAAGUUGCGUCUGACACAAAAAUACCUUCGUUAUAUCACUAUUCAUAGUGUUAAAGAGUAACAUUCUAGAUUUACUUUGUUAUAUCCGAUAAUUCGUUAUACCCAUGUUGACUAUGUGGAGGUUCAACUGUAUCUGAACGCUGAAGAACUCUGCAGGGUGGACAUAACAGGGGUGGCUAGCCCGUAUUGAUGCUAAAAGCCAGUGCAUUAUCUGUGACUUCACAAGAGCUGCUGCAAAAUUGUUUGCAUUCAACUUGACAUUAGACACUUUAUGUAAGUGUUCCAUUCUUUGCUGUUUCCAUCUCCGCCGGGGCAAGCCGUAGUUGUAGGACUUGGAAGUCUUCUAAGCUGUGUUCGAUAUGAGGGUCCACUCUAUAUAGACCUCUGUAAAUGUGACAAAAAUCGCUUCCCUGCGUUUCAGCCCCUCGCACCGGCCUAUCGGGGAGCUUUAGGUACCCCGGAUUCCUUGUGGCUGUUGGGUAGUCCUCGCACUCUUCAGGAAGAGUGGAGGAAAGUGUGCCGAACCACAUUGCCACUCUACUGGUUUCGAAGUCCAACGGCAUCUCGGAGACCAAGCAUUUGAGAAUGUGCGAAAUGUUUGUAUGGCCGUUAGGCGACUCCCGUGUGUGUCGCUCUAUACUAGGUAGUUCUCGCCACAAAUUGCCCAUAAACGCACGUUCGUCAAGCCCGACAGCCCUCAUUCCUUGAGAGUAUUUUGAGCCGUGUGUUGAAGACUGCGGUGGGUUCGCGAGACUUUGCAGCUCUUGCUGUAUGGCCCACUUUCGAGGACUUUUGAUGUCUCCAAGCUUGCUAGUGGUAGCCUUUUGGUUUGCGCUUGUGCGGUGUGUUUGGUGCGCAGUUGUGGUAUCUCCUGCAGUGUUGCUUGCUGUCUGUUAGCUUUGUGGUGGAUUUUUUUUUUUUUCUCUCUCCUACAAUGCUAGUGACAGUGGGCCCAGCAUAAACUUGUGCCUGUGGAAUGGGGCACAUGCCCCUCCUCUCCACGCUGUGUGGCUGUGAGGGUCAGUGCAAAAAAAAAAAUUACUGGGGCAUUGUUCUUCAGAAUGAUGCAAUGCUUGUCUUUUCGGACUGACGCAGCGUGUGCUUUCUUUGUCGAGUUGCUCCCCCCCCCCCCCCCCCCCCACGAAAGCUUGUCACUUACCGGGUUUUUGUUCAGCGAAUCUAGCUGCUGCUUUGUGUGCAAAACAAAGCAAGGAAAUCGGCUGAGUUAAGCCUAGAGGAACGAAGGAUUGGUAACGAGGACUCGCGUGCUGUGAAGCGUUAGUCCUAGUUGAUACGACUGACGAGCGAAGACGUGACAGUAUCGGUCGCCAGGUUUCGAUGCCCCUAUGCUUUCGGCCUUACGCUGCUCCCGUCCUGAUGCAUUACAUCUGCUUCGUUCACUUACGAUGUUCAUGUGUCAUAAGAGCGUCGUCUGCCGCAAACGCCGACUUGUCGCAGGCCGCGUCCGUCAGGACAUCCGGGGAUAGCGUCGGGAGAUAAGGGUUUCGGUACUGGGCGCCCUAGUCAGGCGUUUUCCUGAACCGUUGCGGAAUGAUUGUGCUUCACGGCAAAAUGCAACUGGCGUCGCGCGCGCAGCUUGUAAUAUUAUGAGUCGGCGAAUGCAUUUGGCAUGGUUUAAGUGUUGUUUUGAAGAUUAGUACGAUGGGCACGGAGGAUUUAGCAGCAGCUCGCAACACUAGCAUGCUAGUUAGUACCGUUUAUAGUAACCUGUAGUACAACACUUUGGCGUCGGAGCCAGCGUUCCCCCUUUUUCCGCCUCCCUCCGUUUUUUUUUAUUGGCCAUUUUGCACCAUGGCGAGACACUGUCAAAUUCGUUGGCUCAAAGCGCGAGCAUGGCAGAAUUUUACUUUGCCCAGUAUUAUUUCGGACAUUUGUAAAUUUUGCCAUGUUGGAAGCAACCCUGGGGUGAGCCAAUCAGGUUAUGACCGGAUAGCGAAUUCGACAAUAUGGUGGAUCAUGCCAGAGUUCAGGUGACUUGUGCACAAGAUCGUCCGCGCUUCUCGGAGAGAUGUGUACCUGGUAGCAUAAUGCCGUAACGACGCCUGAACGUGUUAGUCGCGAGCUGUCGCUAUAAUCUGCCUGCGCCGUCGCUUGGUACUCUUUGAAAGUGGGCAGUUCGGGUGUGCAACUGCCGUGAGCUGCGUUCGCGGGUAUGAAACCCGGCGGAUGCGACACCCUCGCCGCUUUGCGUCGGCCCAUCUCCGAUGUGCCUAGAGUUGAAUUACUGUAUAUGCUCCUUACGGGAUACAGUGACUCUAGGUGUGUCCGAACUACCGAAUUGAUCAAAAGUGCAGCUAGAAGCUUUCAGGAAUGUCCCGCAAUUAAUUGGGCGCGGGUUAAACUUGGGGGGGGGGGGGGGGGGGGGAUAAUCCCCACUGUCGACAUCCCCGUAACUCGUUGGCUUGCCAUCUGGAACUUCGGCAUUUCCUGCUGUAGAAUGAGCCUCAUUCGUUUAGGCAUCGCUCUGGUCCCGUACUCAGUUUUGUCUUCGUACUUGUAGCAGCUUGACCAAAUUGAAAGACGCUAGUUUGCCUUCCGCACGGUGCGUUUCUUGUAGAUUGCUUUAAAACACUGUGGUGCGGCAGGAUUAUCCCGUGAUGCACCUGAAACAUCUCUUCCGUGACUUCCAUCCCCCCACCACCAACCGUUGGCUUUGCGUACCUUACAGUGUCCCAUGGCAUAUCGCAUUUGUUGGUGGGGCCGUCUGUUCGAAGUGUUCUUCCGAUUGAGUUAUUCGGCAAACUGCCAUUUAGGAAACCAUCGUGGCUCCGGGCUAAAGUGACGCAGAAAGACACGGCUGGGCGCUUUCAGAAUCCGAUUUUUUUUUUCUCCCGUUCUGCUUUUAUGUUUCAAGCUGAAAGACCACUCUAUCGAUCGAUCUGCUAGACUACCCCCUCGCACAUCGUGUGUCGUGUUGAAGUGACCGAAGAACGCCCAUCUGUGAUAGGUAGUAGUUUAUAUACUGGUGACGUCAGCGACAGCCGUAUUUGGACUCGACCGGCAUCUCUGUUCUUUUUUGGGGGGGGUGAAAGAAAGGACCGCGGCGCUAGAUUUCCGCAGCCGCGUCCUUAUGAUGCAGACGGCGUCUGCGCAGUCUCGUCUGUUCGACAGACGCGUCGAAAGCAGACGACGCUUUUUGGCGGUCUCUCGCGCACCGACGCCGCUUUUGAGAGAAUCGCGAAGCGCUCUCCUUUGGGAGCACUGCCUAUAUAUUAUAUAUCUAUGUGCGACAACAUUUCGAGUAUCUAUACUAUGUGUAUCGGUAAUUGUGCCUCUGCGAGUGGCUUAGAAGCAGUACUGGUGGUCUGUUGCCGCGCGGUGUACUUUUCUUGAAGUUACUAACAUCCUUGCCGGGUCGCCAUCUUCACGUGUGUUAUCGCCUCCCCCUUUCCCCAUUUUUCAUUUUCACUGCGUUGUUUGCCCGAUCAGUUUGUUCGUGGAUUUAUGUGUGUUGUUGAACCUCCUGUUCUCUUUCCCCUACACAAAAAAAUCGAAAGUGCAUUUGAUAAUGAGAGUAAUAAAAAGAGUGAAAAGAAA